AUGGCUACCCCGGCCCUUCCAUCACAUCCAGGCCCAGAUCACCUCGUUACUGUCAAAGUGCUCUUUAACGACAGCAACCGUCGCUUCAAGCUUCCGUUGAGAGAUCUUCGGGCUCAAGUGUUCCCGCAGAAGCUCCGCACUUUGCUCGGCGUUCCGGCGGAUGUCAACGUCAUCCUUGAACGCUAUUCCGACAGCGCCGGUUGUUACAUUCACUUAGACAGCGACAACCAAGGGGUCUACAAACAACUUUACCGAGCAGGCAAAGCCAAAUCCAAGCUUCGCAUUAAGGCUAGCACAGUCGAUUCAUCGGCCCCUGCGCCUACGGAGAGCUCGGCUGAGCUCGUGAAUCAGAACCCAACCCCUCCGAGACAUAGCUACCUGGACACUGUCUUAAGUUCCCCCAUUCCUGUAGGUUCCACUGAGACUCUUCCUGCCAACACUGCUUCAUCUCCUGCUCCUACUGCUGCCUUCGGUGAGUCACUGUCGACUGGAGUGUACGGAAUAAAGGAGCUUGCGAAUACAAGCGAGCCUCACUACCGCAAUUUCGAAAUGGAGAACGACACACUUCGCUUCCCAGUUAUCUCUCACAAUUCCCCUAGUGGGAUGUUCUGCAUUGAUUGCAACAACUGCGGUCGCUCAAUUGCAAAUGAGCACUUUCACUGUGGUAUCUGCGAGAACGGCGAUUACGACCUGUGCCCCGCAUGUGUCACGAACGGUGCUUUGUGCCGUGGAGAAGGCCACUGGCUUAUUAAGCGCUCGGUCGAAAAUGGCAUCGUGACCAACAGUACUACCGAAACCAUUCCGCCUCACCCAGCACAGGUCCAAGCGACCAAGCCCCUAUCCUCUCGGCCAGCACAAGAGCCAAUCGCCGAGACAGUGGCUCCCGUUCCUGCCCCAGCCCCUACGCCUGCUUAUGUGUCUCACAAGGAAGUGCCCGCUCAAGAGGAGAAGCCUAUGUGCAACGGAUGUUGUCGUGAGACUGAUGAGAGCAACUUGGUGCGCUGCAAUGAAUGCGAAGAUUACGAUCUGUGUCUCCGUUGCCUUCUGAGGAACAAGCAUGGUCAUCACCCUGCUCAUUCAUUUUCGCUUGGAUCGGAUCGCAACUUCUGCUUGAAGAACUUGAUCUUGUCUCGCUGUCUCCCUGGUCGUCAGUUCCAGCAUGCAGCUAUCUGUGAUGGCUGUGAGAAGAACAUUGUUGGCACCCGCCACAAGUGUCUUGAUUGCCCUGAUUGGGACUACUGUCCGGACUGCAUCGUAAAUGCUUCCCAGAGUCAUCCCAGGCACCGAUUUGCCCCAGUCUAUGAAGCCCUCGCCGAGCAGCAGGCUCAUGAUUGGGAGAUCCAUUAUGGCAUCUUCUGUGAUGGACCUCUGUGCAAAGACAAGCCCGCCCAGAGCUAUAUCAAUGGAAUUCGCUACAAGUGUGCCGUCUGCGAUGACAUUGAUUUCUGCGCCAACUGCGAGGCUCUUCCAACCCACACCCACAACCGAACCCACCCAUUGGUGAAGUUCAGGACUCCUGUUCGCACAGUGACUGUAAGCACUGUCACUGACGACCGCACCUUGGGCGACCAAGCUGCUGCUCCUGCUGCUCCUGUGUACUCUCCUGCCCAGUCUCAGAUCUCCCAUUGUACCUUCGAAACUUCUGAAGAGAAGGAGCCAGUUGUAGAGCAGGCGCCCGUGGAGGUUGAUGCGACCAAGCCUGAGCCCCCCUGCUCCGGCGAAUUGGCUGACUUCCAGGCUUAUUUCAUGCGCGAUACCAUCGCUGAUGGUACCAAAUUGCCUCCUGACACGUGCUUCCGUCAGACAUGGACCCUUUACAACCCCGGACCCAACGCUUGGCCGGUGGGUAGUGACGUUCGCUUCUCUGGUGGAGAUGCCAUGUUCAACGUUGACUCUGACCACCCGUCGGGCGUUGAAUCCAUCCACUUGGCAAUGAAGAGCAACAGUCUGAUUACCCCUGUGGAGCCUGGUAGUACUGCUGACUUUACUGUGAACCUCCGGAGCUCACAGCGCGAAGGCACUGCCAUCUCAUACUGGCGUCUCAAGCUGCCCAACGGUACUCCCAUCGGCCACCGUCUCUGGUGCGACAUUCAAGUCCAGGCUACUGCUGAACCUUUCAUGGCCGGGCCUGUGGAAUCUCACAUUUCCACCGACGACACCGAGAUCACCGGCAGCCGUAUGAUCUUCCCCAAGUUGGAGAAGGAGUCUCCUGAGACCAGCACUCAUGAAGCUGUAAAUGCCGUUCGCCCUCCCCCUACUAUUUCGACGGCUUCAGAAGGAGAUAUUCUCGAAGAUGUGGAGAGCCUCACUCUGGACGGGACCGACACUGACGCGGGUUUCCUGACCGACGAGGAGUACGAUGUUCUCGAUGCUAGCGACCAGGAGUUCCUGGAGGCGAAGCAGUCUCUACGGUAG
Penicillium longicatenatum is the source of this 2415-nucleotide messenger RNA. RefSeq names its product ZZ type zinc finger domain protein. Lineage: Eukaryota; Fungi; Ascomycota; Eurotiomycetes; Eurotiales; Aspergillaceae. The record is from RefSeq and is a predicted model, not a curated record. Gene Ontology annotation, molecular function: zinc ion binding. Bases 1 to 2415 code for a protein of 804 amino acids. The transcript has 4 exons.